AUGAAAUUCUUGGAUAGCUUAAAGAAACCAAUCGUUAUAAAAAGAAGAGCGGAUUCAAACCAUCCAUCAUCAAUAAUAACAUCAUCAUCAUCCUCAAUCUUCUCUGAUCAUGCUAUGACCCCUCCUCAGAGAACUCCAGCCAAUAUACUAAAGGAACUACAACCGACCUUAUUGAAAUCAGUAUUACCCAUCUUAGUUCUUUUGAAUGCACAAAGUUCGAAGAAAUAUUUCGAAUGGAACAAUACAUCUGAUACAAAGAUCAAUAGUAAAUGGAAUUUGGUAACGAGUGGGAACACGUCAGAAACGCUACCAUUAGUGACUAUCAUUUUAACCGGUACAAAAUUAAGAAUAAUAACAUCAAGCAGGAAAAGGGAAUUAACAAUUGAUUUAUUAAAGCAAAAUAUCGAAUUAUUUCCAACUUUAUUAGAAUUUAAAAACAACGAUUUUUCAUUAUCUUGCUCAUCUCCCGAUGCUUUAUUGACAUUAUACAGAUUUUGCUUACUGUCCAUUUUUGAACAUUUUUCUAUCUUUAAAUCAUUGACAGGCACUUUGACCUCCGUGUUGGGUCUACGUAUGUUUGAUAUGCAUAUCAUAUUGAAUACUCAAUUUAACUUCAAAGAUUGGUGUGAAAUAUACAUUGAAGGGGAAGGAUGGGUGAAAGCUUGGUGUGUAGUGAAAAAGAAGAAAAACGGUAAUAGUGAAAUCAGGUUUUAUAAAAAUAAUAAUUCAUUAGCAACGAAGAAUUUAAUUUGUUUUAUUUCCCCAGAAAAGGCUUCAAUUCAAGAUAUUAUGUUUUAUAAUGAUAAAAAUACGGAGAUUAUUGGUGACGAUGACGAUGAUGUGUGUGUUGGAAACACUUCGAAGUUUCAAGAUAUACAUUCAUUCUUAAAUCAACUAAGAACUAUUAAAGUCAUUGGUAAUAUUUGCUUUUUGAAUAAUGAUGGUGGUACUUCAAGUAAAAAUUCUUCUAGAUCUUCUUCUAUUUCCAACAUGUCUCAAAUCGAUGGCACUAAUGUUUCCUCACCUCCUAAGAGGAAGAUGUUUUCUCCCUCUAACAAAGGUCAUGCUAGAAGUAGUUCCCAUGUUAGUUCUAUGACUAUGCGUUCUAGUAAAUCUAUAAAGGAUACUGAUUAUACAAUAAACUCUAGUGGGCUAUUGAUCAGACCAACACCACAUAAUGGUGUUUUCCAUUUAGAAGCAUUAAUUCGUGUCAUAAUUCCGAUGAUGGAUGUAAUGAAGUUGUAUGGUCGUCCAAUGAGAUUUAAGAACGCAAGAAAUGAUCCAGACUCGUUAAUGUUCGGUUUACCAAGAUUACCAAAUAUUGAUUACCUAGCUAAGGAAGAAAUUGAUUCAUUUCUAUCAGAAAAAAAUCCAGAGAUAGAUGCAGAUGAAGCUAUUGAAGAUACUAAAACCUCAGCUUUGAAGUUAUUAGGCAAAGUAUUAUUUGAUAACCUGUCGCGCAAUGAAAACAGAGAUACUGAAUUAUUAUUUACCAGGUUAAGUGAUCUGUCAAUUAAUCAACCUAAUGAAGGAUUUAAUGUGGUAUCAGCAGAAAAAAAUGGUUUGUCUAAAGAAAGCGUCUAUACUUUAGCACCUUGCUCGCAGGUCGUCUAG
This is a messenger RNA of Naumovozyma dairenensis CBS 421, 1614 nucleotides long. It is a transcript of the gene TPH3, whose product is annotated as Tph3p. Bases 1 to 1614 code for a protein of 537 amino acids. Lineage: Eukaryota; Fungi; Ascomycota; Saccharomycetes; Saccharomycetales; Saccharomycetaceae. The transcript has a single exon. The record is from RefSeq and is a predicted model, not a curated record.